Messenger RNA from Caenorhabditis briggsae, 180 nucleotides. The transcript has a single exon. The record is from RefSeq and is a predicted model, not a curated record. Lineage: Eukaryota; Metazoa; Nematoda; Chromadorea; Rhabditida; Rhabditidae. The coding region runs from base 1 to 180 and encodes 59 amino acids.
AUGGUUACAAAGGAGAAGAAGGAGCCAAAGCAGAGAAAGGCAUCUAAGCAACCAAAGAAGAAUUCGAAAAAGGAUUCAAUUGAGGCUGAAGAACGCUUCGCCUAUGAACCAAAACGUUUGGUAAAGUGUAUUAUUUGUUUCAAAUACUAUGUAAUAUUUUUAAAAUAUUCUCGAAGAUAA